Messenger RNA from Cyprinodon tularosa, 2865 nucleotides. RefSeq lists its product as uncharacterized. The record is from RefSeq and is a predicted model, not a curated record. The transcript is spliced from 15 exons. Gene Ontology annotation, cellular component: nucleus. NCBI's taxonomy places the organism in Eukaryota, Metazoa, Chordata, Actinopteri, Cyprinodontiformes, Cyprinodontidae. Gene Ontology annotation, molecular function: ubiquitin-protein transferase activity; protein binding. Gene Ontology annotation, biological process: positive regulation of protein catabolic process; protein polyubiquitination; proteasome-mediated ubiquitin-dependent protein catabolic process. Bases 1 to 2481 code for a protein of 826 amino acids.
AUGUCAGGUCAGUCCGCCUCAAAUGCUCGUGUUUUUAACACUAUAUUCAGUGCUGCAACUCGUGCUCGACAUGAAUUAAGAAAUACGGAGAAUUUAUUCUCUGCAACAAGGAGACUUUUUCGACGUCAAGUGCAGAGAAGUCAAGGUUCGGUUGGGAGGCUGCCAAGCCCUGUAUGGAAGACAAACAUUUUCUUGCUUUCUGGCCCUAAUAUUGACGUUCUCCCUUCUCCCUCGGAUGUACAAAGACUGAAGAACCAUGGAUUAGGCAACCCUGUGCAUGAGGGGACAGAAACCAGGAGCUCUAAAAUUAACCUGAAUUGGAGCUUGUCUGAACUGAACAACUUUGUGUGUCAAAGCUACCCACACAUUAGCCUAAAUCUGGUUGGCUUUGAACUGGCAAGAGCUGGAAAAGGACGAAAGGUAAAAAAAUUACAGGUGAAUUCUGUGAGGGAGCUGAAGGAAAAGGUUGGCAAAAGCAGACUCUACAUUCUACCACGAGCAGAUGUGUCACAGGAAACCUACUCAACAGCAGCAAUGUCCAGGACCUUGUUUCCAGAACCCUCAACUGCACCAGAAGUACAGAAUAUCUCUCCAGAGGUUGAGAGGACCACCGGAAAUUUGGGGGAAGAGCAGACACUUCUAGAUUGGCGAUCUCUGCGGUCCCAGCAAGACAAAGACUAUGAAGAGUCUUUGUUAGCAGACCAAGAAAAAGAAAGGAGAAGACAGUGUUACAAGGCCUUGGAGGAAAGACGCAUAAAGGCAAUUGAAGAACGCCGGCAAAGACUGGCGGUACAUGAAGAACCCUCAACUGGACUGCUUUUGAAGUUCAAAUAUCCAAAUGGAUUUAUCACAAAGAGAACAUUCAAUGUGUCUGAUCCAAUUCAGUUCUUGUUUGACUUUGUUGGACAAGAUGAAAUGGCCAGUGAAAUAUUCAGUGUUCAACAAGCAACGUCAUCCACACCAAUUGAGAGUACCUCAUCAGGCUCACUGAUGGAUCAUGGCAUAACAACAUCUGUAACUUUGUACGUGCUUUGGAUUUCAACUGUAGAUAUUCAGGAAAGGUAUCCAGUUCAGGCGAAUGUAGUGCAGGAACAGUCGCUGUCUCAGCAAGCACAGACAUCUUUGUCAGCCCAGUCACCACUGGCCCCAACAUCUCCUCAAUGGCUGUCGACCAUGCCUAACUCCUUAGAAACAUCAACUUCAUUCUCCUCCCAGUCGCCUGUGUUCCACCCCUCCACUCAAGUGAUUACCAUUGAGGACCAGGCACCAACUUCUCCAUUAACUGAGCAAACUAUAAUUUUACUGGAAGAUGAAGAGCCACCUGAUUCUCAACAUCCACCAGAGUUGCCUUUGGAUGAAACAGAUCUUCAGACUAUAUUAGCAAAACUAUACAGCAAGGUUGAUAUGACUUCCUGUCCUACAAGCAACCAAAUAAAUGUGUGCAGGGACAGGAUUUUAGAAUGUAGCCUGCAUGCCUUCAGAAGACGCCGUUUUGAUCCAGCAGCAAAACUGGAUGUUGUUUUUGUGGAUGAAGAGGACACCGCUGAAGGGGCAGUUGAUGAAGGUGGUCCCACACGAGAAUAUCUACGACUUUUAAUGAGGGCCAUUCAUCAAUCAAAUGUCUUUGAGGGGCAUGAGAAUGACCGCCAUCUAGCUUUGAACACAAGUGCGCUGGAGUUAAAGAUGUACAGCUGUAUUGGAAAAAUGAUAUCAGUCUGUUUGGUGCAUGGAGGCAUUGGACCACACUUCUUCUCUCAAAGGCUGUAUGACCACAUUUGUGGCACAUUGUCUAAACCUACCCUGGUUGAGGAAGUUGUUAACCAUUCUUUCAGACAGCAGUUGAUCGAAAUUAAGGAUGCAAACACAGUUGUGGAAGCAAACGAAGCCAUUAUGCAGGCUGCAGAUACCUUGAGCAUUAUUGGAGCAUUAAGGCGUGUAACUACUCUGGAAGAGAGGGACUCCCUCGUGCAAUCUGCUGCAGACUUCUUUGUAAAUGGUCGAGUGUGCGCUGCGUUGCAACAGUUUAUGGAAGGUUUGAAGAGUCUGAAUGUGCUGGACGAGAUUCAGAAAAACCCUGCAGUCUUUCAUGAAUUGUUUGUCUGUGAGGAGAAACCACUCUUGGCACGGGACCUGUACACACUUUUCCAAGUGUGUUUUUCUGUGCAAGGCAGCAAUAAAAGGAGGAUAGAAAAUCUAACCAUAUGCUACUGGAGAGACUGGUUGGUGGAUAUUGAAGAAGGAGAAUGCAGUCCCAUGACUCUUGAAAUGCUUCUGGAGUUUGCUUCUGGAGCAUCCAAGGUACCUCCACUGGGCUUUCCCCAUCGUCCACAAAUUGAAUUCCUCCAUGAGGCUAACAAAGUCUUCCCAGAAGCAAAUACUUGCCUUAUAGUACUCCGGCUUCCUGUACACUCGGACUAUGAGUCUUUCACAAAGUACAUGACCGACGGGGUGCUGCAGGCACCUACCUUUGGUGUUGCAUAAUCAGCUAAUAAGCAGUUAUUUUAAGAAAAGAAAAAAAAAGUUGAAAUGGUCUCAAAAGUUAAUUGUUUUAAAGCAAGUUACAGUAUUAUUGUACAGUUAAUGUAAUGGCCAAACUUGGAAAACAUUGAAAUGUAAAUUCAAUAAUUGCACUUAUUAUUUUUCUUAUUUUUGCAAAUAGAUCUCUUAUUAAUCACUUUAUGGUUUCACAAUUUAAAGGUGGAUGUUUGAGCCACACUGCAAAAAAAAAUGUCUCAGGGUUUUUGAGUAUAUGAGUUUUAUUUGUAGUUAUUGCAUCUUAAUAACAAUGCAUCAUACAGUAUGUUCUAGAUGAUUUUCACUCAAACAUGGUGACAUGUACUUAAAUCAAUAAAGCAUUUGCAAUUU